GUCUAUCCACAAACGAAAACGCGCUCGGAUGCGAUCAAAUACAGAAGUCUUUCAGGCACUUGACAGGAAAAUGAACGAGAAUCCAACCACAGCUGCAUCGCAGAGACAAACAGGUUCACUUCGCUACCCAGGUGUAGUCUGCUGCAGCGAUCUACCUGCGAUGGUAGAGAAGACGCUACCGUAGUAGGGAAACGCGCACCAAAUGAACCUGGCGUAGUCGUCGUGCUUGAAGUUGCGAAGAGGGGCCUUUACAUUUCACGAUUUGAAUCAGCGAGAACGAUUAAAAGAAUGUUUGUCCAUAAGCGUCUUCACUCACCUGUUCCUCGAUGUGCAAGAACGUGUAGCCCUGCCUGCGGUGAUCUAUGACGAACUUGAACACCCCCCAGUGGUCCGGAGCCUGGCAACAGCGCGUGACACAGUCUAAACACGGGCCAGACUCUGUUGGCUGACCUUGAAGUUGGUGGUGAAUGUGCCAGAGGAAGCCUUGUUGUCCAGAAACAGCCGCAGAUAGGGAUCCAGCAUCACAAAUUCAACCUGCGGUGGAAAAAAGGACGGGAGACGCGGGUACCUAUGGUGACGCUUGACGUCAGUCUGCUGCCUCUCGAACCUGCACGUCGUCCCCCAUGUAGGCAACCCACUUGCCUGAGAAGCAUCAAUGGAUGCUCCGGACCCCUGGGUUACCGAUUUUUGUCUCUUCACCUUGUUUGAUCUCUUGGAUGUCGAUUGAGAAUGUGAUGUUGUCCAUGAUCCGGUACAUGUAAGGAGCCGAUUCUUCGUCGUAUUUGUGGUGACGCAGAUUGAUACUACGCAAAACACCUAAGCCAGCCAUAUUCGCUGGUAUAAAAAAUGCAAACUUCGUGUCUUCCGCUUGUUCCUCUACCAGUUUGGUGGCACGUCCACGCGGCGAGCUGGCCACAAAACUGGGAGUUAGACACAUUGCUGCGCAGUAAAGACACACGUGCACGUGCGCCCACGCUCCAUAAUAGAAUAGACCGUGUCAUGUCCCAGCUGUACCUAAGUAGGAAGAAUUCAUCAGAGAACAUGUCUAGCGACCCGGAGAAGACAGCGCGCGCCGAAUUGUGAGCCUGAAAAAAACAAUGACUCUUCCGCGUCACUCCCGUUCACAGCGCUUUCGUUCACGACCUGCAUGGCCGAAACCAAAAAGGUGUUUUCUGCAGGAGGCACAGCGCUUUGUUCGAGGGUGACUGACGUGUGAUCCUUUGUCUUCCUCUUCUGUCUCUGCCUGUCUCCACCUUGUUUGUCCCCUCGGUAUCCGGCGUCCUCUUCCACCGACGCGGGCGCGCUGUAGGUGGUUGGCGACGCGCGCAAGAUACUGAAGGUGAGCGAAUUGCUGGGACUCAACCAGUGACCUACUCCUGGUCAAACAAAGAGCUCUCAUUUCUUUCUGUCUUUGCCGUUCUCGUUCGGAGCCUCAACCUACCUCUGUACGCGACUGGCCCUCCUAGCGCUUUGUCAUCAACAACGGGCGUGCUCCGAAGUAUCUGAGAUGCAUAACCGAUUCACAAAGCGCUUUCUCCAUGGACUCAAUGUAGGUGUGGCAAUUUCACCUUGUCCGAUGUAAUCAUUGAGUGUUGUCCUUCGUCGCUUCCGUGGAAUGCAAAGUGAUCACGCAAGACCCACCCCUGAACAGGAUUUCACGUUCCACAAGUGUGUCUGCCUCAUGCAGCCUUUACCCUUCUGUCCAGGUCCAUCCCCAGCUCGUUGGCGAAUGUCCGCAGCUCUUUCCAUUGAGCAGAUGAUGCCACGGCAGCCGUAUCGUCACCGCUUCCGUCGGAGUUGCCCUGCACGGAGGCACCGGUUGCGAUGAGCAGAUUGCCCCCAUCGUCCAUGAACGACAGCAGCUGCCCGAACAGCGACCGGAGGGCGUCAGACGACGGGAAUGGGGCGCGCAGAAACAGCACCACGUUGUUGAAGGCCCUCUCGCCGUGGCGGAACAUUUCUUUAUCGACGUCACUGUCGCGAACUUUGCGAUACGCAAGGCGGUGGCCAGCGGCUAAGCGUGCAAACAACAGCAAUAUUAUUUAUUGACUCAUUCAUGCAUUAUUGUGGCUGACCCUCCAUUUGUUUGAAGAAACGCGUGAAUGAGUCUUUCAUCUCGAUUGGGUCCAGUACCACCUGAAAGCAUCAGGCGUCGCCAGGGCGUCACAAGGCACCACUCGUUCCAUACUAGUGUUCUUGGAUUGUCGUAUUUGUGAUCAUCCACUGCAGGGCGGACCUCAGGAGCCGUCACUGACAGACACACAUACCAGCUACCCGUAUCAGAGUGCUUCGCGGAUGCUCCUUGCUCACCUUCAUUCCUGACAGACGUUCCCAGCAAUGCCUCCUUGAUGCGUUCGUCAACUAAUGGGGGCGCUGGACAGCAAUGCACAGGCACAAAAGAAAGAAGGCAGUCAGAUGAUGAUUAUUCGCUUGACGUGCUUCACUCGUAUCUCACCUUUCGCAAGAUCUGUAGUGCAAAGGACGCACGGGAUGACAGCCACCAACAAUGGCAGCGUAAAAAGUGCCAUAGCUGCUUUCUCAAGGCAGG
Vitrella brassicaformis is the source of this 2548-nucleotide messenger RNA. Lineage: Eukaryota; Vitrellaceae. The record is from the annotation of a GenBank genome assembly.